Molecule: messenger RNA, 1071 nt
Organism: Zerene cesonia (dogface butterfly)
Lineage: Eukaryota; Metazoa; Arthropoda; Insecta; Lepidoptera; Pieridae
Exons: 2
Coding region: 1-654 (217 amino acids)
Molecular function (GO): protein binding
Source: RefSeq, a predicted model, not a curated record
AUGGACCGUAGACUUGAUGCUGAAUUCCGGCGCGGAGCCUCAAAUAAUGUUGCCAGUCUCCCGGAGGGUCUCAGCUAUUCAGUUGCAAUAGAUAAAAGAAAUACGAAAGUUUAUAUUGGAACAGGGAAAGGAAUAUAUGCGUAUAAUUACGAUUCAGAAGAUACGAGUUUAGUUUCGUCGCCAGAAAUUAAAUCAAAUAUGCUAUUUUUAGACAAAGAUGGUAACAAGUAUAUAACGGACAGCCCCGAUGGGGUUGAACAAUUGUAUUUACUAUCUGGUGAUAGAAAAAUUCCGUUUAAAUCUCUUGAAGCUUUGAAUGAAGUGGCAGUGGAUGACAACAAUAACUUUUACUUUAUUAGGGAGGAAAAGCUAUACGUUCUAAAAUCCAAUCUCUCUCAUCCAGUUUUCGUAGGUAAUGUAACAUAUGAUGGCUUUGCCCAAAUAUCAUUCCAUAAACAUACUGUUUAUGUUGCCAGUGAAACAUUAACAUAUCUGCACGAAAAUGAUACAGGUUCACUAAAGAGAGUAAAAAAUAUACCGGGAAAUAUUACUGCUAUAGCAUUUGAUUAUUCAAAUAAUUUCGUACUGGGUACUCGCGGGAAGAUUUUGAAAUACGAAAACAAAAAUAACGAAUGCUAUCAUAGAAAAAAUUAAGAAUCGGAAUGAAAAUAUUCUCACAGAUAAUUUUAAUACGAUUACAAAAUGAAUUAGGCAAAUAACUUAUCUCAUUAAACAUAUCCAGAACAAUUAUAGGUACACAUUUAAUCUUCACACAUAAGUCUGAUAGACUUAUGUACUAUGUAGCUUACAGAGCUAUUGUUACAACAAUAUUGUUAACAGUAAGAGGGUAAUAUUUAAGAGUUUAAAUCAUCAAUACACACUAAAUUUAAUACUUGACAGUAUAACCAUAGUAUCGCAAUCAAGAAUCAUUUUAACAAUUAAUAUAGUUUAAGUAUACCAUAGCAUACAUUAAUGUAACCAAAAUAAAACUUUCUUUCUCAUAACAUUGAAGUUUCUAAAGUUGAGAAUGGAAAUGCAUGUGAGUAGAAUUGAUAUAAUUUAAUAUCAACC